GCUAUGGAGAGCUAAAUGGUAACGCAGGAGAAAGAGAAGUGUCACUAAAGGGCCUGUGCUCUGAUGAAGCCACCACCCCAGGAUCCAGGGUACCCAAUGGCAGCCAGCAGCUCACAGAUGCUAAUGUCACCCCAAAGCAGACCGUGAAGGCCAGUGCUUUGGGUAAGGCUGGAAUCAAACCCAAGAACUUCAUUCAGAAAAAUAGCAUGGACAAAAAGAAUGACAAGUCCUAUGAGAAUAAACUUAGAGAAAGCCAAUCCUCAGACAAGCCAGAGGGAGUGUCUAUUCCAAAUGGUGUAGUAACCAACAAUUCCAGCUACAUCACAAAUGGCUACAUAGGCAAAGGGGCCGACAACGAUGGUAGCGGCUCUGAGAGUGGAUAUACUACGCCGAAGAAACGGAAAGGCAGGCGCAACAGUGCCAAGGGUUGUGAGAACUUGAAUCUAGUGCAGGACAAAAUAAUGCAGCAGGAGGUCAGUGCACCAACCUUGAAACAGGAACUUGAGAGUUUCAAGCCUGAAUAUAGUGAACAAAAGGGGAACCGAAUUGAAAAUACUAAGCCUGUUUGGAAAUACGAGGCUGGGGCUGGCGGAGCAGGGCGGGGAAAGCCUGGGAUUGGGGAUGUACCGCGGAAAAACUCGGAUGCCAAACCUGGGAUUAGCAGCAAGAAGUUUGAUGACCGGCCCAAAGGGAAGCACGCGUCGUCAGCUGCAUCUAAAGAGGACUCAUGGACCUUGUUUAAACCACCCCCAGUUUUUCCAGUGGACAAUAGCAGUGCUAAAAUUGUUCCCAAAAUUAGUUAUGCAAGUAAAGUUAAAGAAAACCUCAACAAAGCAGCUCAGACCCCAUCCACGUCGUCUUCGUCAUCUUCGUCAUCUGCUGGGGAAACUCAGGCCCAGACAUCAAGUCGACUGUCCCAAGUCCCCAUGUCUGCUAUGAAAUCUGUCACUUCUGCCAGCUUCUCCAACGGGCCCAUCCUGGCGGGCACCGAUGGAAGUGUGUAUUCCCCAGGGACCCAGCCACUGCUCUCAGCUGCUGCUAGUACUGUACCAUCGACCUCCUCCGAGUCAGCGCCCCAGGACAUGAGUACACCUUCGACAGCCCUCGAACAAAAGAAGUCUGGCCUUUUUAUCUACCCUUCAAAUAUGCAAACUGUGCUUCUGGGGGCAACUCAAGUCGAUUUCCCUUCCCAGACCAAUCAGCAGAACCUGGGGGAUAUCUUCCAGAAUCAGUGGGGCUUGUCUUUCAUAAACGAGCCCAGUGCUGGACCUGAAACUGUUGUGGGGAAAUCUGCGGAUAAUCAGUUAAUGGAAGUGACAUUUCAAGGGGAAUAUCCUGCCACUUUGGUUUCACAGUGUGCUGAAAUCAUUCCCUCAGGAACUGAACAACCUGUGUUUCCUAAGGCUUAUGAGCUGGAUAAACGGACUAGCCCUCAAAUUCUUAGUGCUAUUCUUAAGCCUGGGACUGCUGUUGAGGGUGGUGUCUUAGCUUUGGAGUCACAUCACACAGGUGACCUACAAAAGGCAGACACUGGUAGCCAAGGUGCUUUAGUGUUUCUUUCAAAAGACUAUGAAGUAGAGAAUCCUCUGGCCUCUCCUACGAACAAUUUGCUAGCCUCCGCCAAAGAACAGAGGUACCAGAGAGGCCUAGAAAGGAAAGAUAGCUGGGGUUCUUUUGACCUGAGGGCUGCUAUUCUAUAUCACACUAAAGAAAUGGAAGCGGUUUGGAAUUUGCAGAAGCAAGAUCCCAAAAGGAUAAUCACUUAUGAUGAAGCCAUGGAUCGCCCGGAUCAAUGAAGAGAAUUUUAAUCCGCAUGUUUUGCCAGGAGUAAAGCAGCAAUUCUAUGCUGGGAAUAUUGUCUUAAAAGGAUCAUUCUGCUGAGGGAAAGAUGGUAAUACUGCAGUUCUAGGAUGCAUGAUGAAGUCACACAGUUGACCUGGCUCC
Acanthisitta chloris (rifleman) is the source of this 1944-nucleotide messenger RNA. RefSeq names its product nuclear fragile X mental retardation protein interacting protein 2 (gene NUFIP2). NCBI's taxonomy places the organism in Eukaryota, Metazoa, Chordata, Aves, Passeriformes, Acanthisittidae. The annotation marks the transcript as partial. Gene Ontology annotation, cellular component: nucleoplasm; cytoplasmic stress granule. The record is from RefSeq and is a predicted model, not a curated record. Gene Ontology annotation, molecular function: RNA binding. The transcript has 4 exons.